UAUCCACCUACAGAAGAGGCAACAUCCCACCCCACUGAUAUAGAAACACUUUCAAUUCAAAGUUACUUUUACUUCAGUGUAAACACUUCACACUUGUUUAGAUGAGUUUGACUGUAGCGGUGCAGAGAUGAUGUCCCUGAGCUGCUAAUGAACUGGGUGCGCCAACAGAAACGACGCCUCCGCUCACUCAGUCCAUCUGUUCCAGCACUACUGCUACUCUCGUGGGGGAAUGCGACAUGUCUCCUACACAUGCAUCUGUGGAGGGGAUCUUGACGAACGAACAUGGAGCGCCUGAGGAUGAGGAGAACUUUGAGGAGGCCAUCAAGAACGUCAACACAGCCCUGAACCCUACUAAGAUCACCAGUGCAGUAGAAGACCUCUUCAAUGGAGAGCAGUGCAAUAACAUCUCUGCCCAGACUCCACCCUUCUGGGUGGUGGCGCGGGCGGUGAGGGAGUUUGUGAGGAAUGAGGGGAAUGGCUGCCUGCCUGUGCGUGGCACUAUCCCCGACAUGAUCGCUGACUCACAGAAGUUCAUCAACCUGCAGAAUGUCGCUGCGCGUCAGUGUGACAGGAGCCUCCCUCUGAAGCCGUGCAGAAGAGCCGGGGCUGAGGAGUAAACAAUUGAACGUGUUCAGACCUCCAUCAGCACGCGGCAAGAAGAAGAUUAUAUCAACUCAGUUGAUAGUCUUUGCUUUCUCUCUCUCUUCCUCAUUCUCUCAGUCUCUCUCUCUCUGUGUCUGAGUGUGAUGAUUCUUCUUUUUCUAAAAGGAUCCCUAUUUACUGUAAGCACUUUUACUGUAACACUCACUCUUCCACAAACAUAGAAAUAGAAAUAAUUUGGUAUGGUAAUAAA
Messenger RNA from Alosa alosa (allis shad), 853 nucleotides. Its product is annotated as NEDD8-activating enzyme E1 regulatory subunit-like. The transcript is spliced from 6 exons. Gene Ontology annotation, molecular function: ubiquitin-like modifier activating enzyme activity. Bases 237 to 617 code for a protein of 126 amino acids. The record is from RefSeq and is a predicted model, not a curated record. Lineage: Eukaryota; Metazoa; Chordata; Actinopteri; Clupeiformes; Clupeidae.